UAUGUCCACCCAAGAGACUGUUACUACCACAUCAUCCUCUGUGUUGAGUACAACGGAGCCAGAAAAAGAAGCAGCUGCUGUUAAAAUAUCUACUACUUCUGCUUCUCCCUCCUUUGCCACUGAAACAGCUACCGCCAUCUCAAGUGAGCAACCAGAACAGACAAGUACAGAUAUGUCUCCAGGCAGUGAGACCUCCGCUGGCACAUCAUCGUCUUUGUUAAGUACUGAAAAACCGACCCUGUUACCCUCAGGAAAGUCGUCAAUCUCGCCAAUCACAGAGAAGACAGAGAUCAGUGCUGAUCUAACAUCUAAAGAUGAAGCUGGUUCUGGUGAUGAAGCUGGUUCUGGUGAUGAAGCUCCUUACGUGUUCUCUCAGAUGUCUGCUGUCACAACUGUAUCUUCCCUGGCAAGCACAGAGGGACCAUCCACAGUGUCAUCAGAAACGUUCAGCACAAAGAAACCAUCAGUGACAACAGAAUCCCAUGAAAAAAUUGACAGUUCAAGGACAACAGCAUAUCCAGCCUCCUCUCUGUACAGCACUGACACGCCCACAAGCCAAUCAAAGACAGCCUCUGUUUCACCAGAAGAUAGUGUAGUUUCAUCUUCAACCCUUGAAGAGGGCUCAGAUGGUCAAACAAUUGACAUGUCCACCCAAGAGACUGUUACUACCACAUCAUCCUCUGUGUUGAGUACAACGGAGCCAGAAAAAGAAGCAGCUGCUGUUAAAAUAUCUACUACUUCUGCUUCUCCCUCCUUUUCCACUGAAACAGCUACUGCCAUCUCAAGUGAGCAACCAGAACAGACAAGUACAGAUAUGUCUCCAGGCAGUGAGACCUCCGCUGGCACAUCAUCGUCUUUGUUAAGUACUGAGAAACCAAGCAAGUUACCCUCAGGAAAGUCGUCAGUCUCGCCAACAACAGAGAAGACAGAGAUCAGUGCUGAUUUAACAUCUAAAGAUGUAGCUGGUUCUGGUGAUGAAGCUGGUUCUGGUGACGAAGCUCCUGACGUGUUCUCUCAGAUGUCUGCUGUCACAACUGUAUUUUCCCAGGCAAGCACAGAGGGACCAUCCACAGUGUCAUCAGAAACUGUAGUGGAUAUUUCAAAUCAGACAGUGAUGCCAUCAACAUAUGUUGCCUCAGAUGUCACAAAGACCAGUUCCAUAACCAGCUCUCAAAGUUCAACAUCACCUGAGGCAUCCGCAGAUUCUAGCGAUGAGAUCGUGGAAUAUGGUGUUAGCGAAGAACCUAUCAUGCUGGAAUCUUCCCCUUCCUUCUAUGGAUCAAGCACAGAGGCGGCCACAGCAGUACUAACUACUCCUUCUGACACAGAAUUUCCAGCGGACCUGACUUCUACGAUAUUUACUGAUGAAUCGUUAAUUAUCUCAACCACCAUUUCUUCUUUUUUCACCGCAGAGAAACCUGCAGUGACAACAGCAUCAGAUAAAGCAAUUGAUGGUAUAAAAUCAACCUUGUCCCCACCUUCCUCACUCUAUAGUACAGAGAAACCAGCAUUAACAACAAAACCUCAAGAAAAUGUCUCUACAGAACAAUCCUCUAUCACAGCAGAGACUAUUUCCAUUUUUGCAUCAACAGAGGAGGGCUCUGGUGAAGUAACAUCUGAUGGGUCUCCUAAAGAGACUGAAACAGAAUCAUCAACAUCAACGUUCAGCACAAAGAAACCAUCAGUGUCAACAGAAUCCCAUGAAACAAUUGACAGUUCAAGGACAACAGCAUUUCCAGCCUCCUCUCUGUACAGCACAGACACGCCAACUAGCCAAUCAAAGAAAGCCUCUGUUACACCAGAAGAUAGUGUAGUUUCAUCUUCAACCCUUGAAGAGGGCUCAGAUGGUCAAACAAUUGAUAUGUCCACCCAAGAGACUGUUACUACCACAUCAUCCUCUGUGUUGAGUACAACGGAGCCAGAAAAAGAAGCAGCUGCUGUUAAAAUAUCUACUACUUCUGCUUCUCCCUCCUUUUCCACUGAAACAGCUACCGCCAUCUCAAGUGAGCAACCAGAACAGACAAGUACAGAUAUGUCUCCAGGCAGUGAGACCUCCGCUGGCACAUCAUCGUCUUUGUUAAGUACUGAAAAACCGACCCUGUUACCCUCAGGAAAGUCGUCAAUCUCGCCAAUCACAGAGAAGACAGAGAUCAGUGCUGAUCUAACAUCUAAAGAUGAAGCUGGUUCUGGUGAUGAAGCUGGUUCUGGUGAUGAAGCUCCUGACGUGUUCUCUCAGAUGUCUGCUGUCACAACUGUAUCUUCCCUGGCAAGCACAGAGGGACCAUCCACAGUGUCAUCAGAAACGUUCAGCACAAAGAAACCAUCAGUGACAACAGAAUCCCAUGAAACAAUUGACAGUUCAAGGACAACAGCAUAUCCAGCCUCCUCUCUGUACAGCACUGACACGCCCACAAGCCAAUCAAAGACAGCCUCUGUUUCACCAGAAGAUAGUGUAGUUUCAUCUUCAACCCUUGAAGAGAGCUCAGAUGGUCAAACAAUUGACAUGUCCACCCAAGAGACUGUUACUACCACAUCAUCCUCUGUGUUGAGUACAACGGAGCCAGAAAAAGAAGCAGCUGCUGUUAAAAUAUCUACUACUUCUGCUUCUCCCUCCUUUUCCACUGAAAAAGCUACCGCCAUCUCAAGUGAGCAACCAGAACAGACAAGUACAGAUAUGUCUCCAGGCAGUGAGACCUCCGCUGGCACAUCAUCGUCUUUGUUAAGUACUGAGAAACCAAGCAAGUUACCCUCAGGAAAGUCGUCAGUGUCGCCAAUAACAGAGAAGACAGAGAUCAGUGCUGAUCUAACAUCUAAAGAUGUAGCUGGUUCUGGUGAUGAAGCUGGUUCUGGUGAUGAAGCUCCUGACGUGUUCUCUCAGAUGUCUGCUGUCACAACUGUAUUUUCCCAGGCAAGCACAGAGGGACCAUCCACAGUGUCAUCAGAAACUGUAGUGGAUAUUUCAAAUCAGACAGUGAUGCCAUCAACAUAUGUUGCCUCAGAUGUCACAAAGACCAGUUCCAUAACCAGCUCUCAAACUUCAACAUCACCUGAGGCAUCGGCAGAUUCUAGCGAUGAGAUCGUGGAAUAUGGUGUUAGCGAAGAACCUAUCAUGCUGGAAUCUUCCCCUUCCUUCUAUGGAUCAAGCACAGAGUCGGCCACAGCAGUACUAACUACUCCUUCUGACACAGAAUUUCCAGCGGACCUGACUUCUAUGAUAUUUACUGAUGAAUCGUUAAUUUUCUCAGCCACCAUUUCUUCUUUGUUCACCACAGAGAAACCUGCAGUGACAACAGCAUCAGAUAAAGCAAUUGAUGGUAUAAAAUCAACCUUGUCCCCACCUUCCUCACUCUAUAGUACAGAGAAACCAGCAUUAACAACAAAACCUCAAGAAAAUGUCUCUACAGAACAAUCCUCUAUCACAGCAGAGACUAUUUCCAUUUUUGCAUCAACAGAGGAGGGCUCUGGUGAAGUAACAUCUGAAGGGUCUCCUAAAGAGACUGAAACAAAAUCAUCAACCUCAACAUUCAGCACAAAGAAACCAUCAGUGUCAACAGAAUCCCAUGAAACAAUUGACAGUUCAAGGACAACAGCAUAUCCAGCCUCCUCUCUGUACAGCACAGACACGCCGACUAGCCAAUCAAAGACAGCCUCUGUUACACCAGAAGAUAGUGUAGUUUCAUCUUCAACCCUUGAAGAGGGCUCAGAUGGUCAAACAAUUGAUAUGUCCACCCAAGAGACUGUUACUACCACAUCAUCCUCUGUGUUGAGUACAACGGAGCCAGAAAAAGAAGCAGCUGCUGUUAAAAUAUCUACUUCUUCUGCUUCUCCCUCCUUUUCCACUGAAACAGCUACCGCCAUCUCAAGUGAGCAACCAGAACAGACAAGUACAGAUAUGUCUCCAGGCAGUGAGACCUCCGCUGGCACAUCAUCGUCUUUGUUAAUUGCUGAAAAACCGACCCUGUUACCCUCAGGAAAGUCGUCAAUCUCGCCAAUCACAGAGAAGACAGAGAUCAGUGCUGAUCUAACAUCUAAAGAUGAAGCUGGUUCUGGUGAUGAAGCUGGUUCUGGUGAUGAAGCUCCUGACGUGUUCUCUCAGAUGUCUGCUGUCACAAAUGUAUUCUCCCUGGCAAGCACAGAGGGACCAUCCACAGUGUCAUCAGAAACGUUCAGCACAAAGAAACCAUCAGUGACAACAGAAUCCCAUGAAACAAUUGACAGUUCAAGGACAACAGCAUAUCCAGCCUCCUCUCUGUACAGCACUGACACGCCCACAAGCCAAUCAAAGACAGCCUCUGUUUCACCAGAAGAUAGUGUAGUUUCAUCUUCAACCCUUGAAGAGAGCUCAGAUGGUCAAACAAUUGACAUGUCCACCCAAGAGACUGUUACUACCACAUCAUCCUCUGUGUUGAGUACAACGGAGCCAGAAAAAGAAGCAGCUGCUGUUAAAAUAUCUACUACUUCUGCUUCUCCCGCCUUUUCCAUUGAAACAGCUACCGCCAUCUCAAGUGAGCAACCAGAACAGACAAGUACAGAUAUGUCUCCAGGCAGUGAGACCUCCGCUGGCACAUCAUCGUCUUUGUUAAGUACUGAGAAACCAAGCAAGUUACCCUCAGGAAAGUCGUCAGUCUCGCCAACAACAGAGAAGACAGAGAUCAGUGCUGAUCUAACAUCUAAAGAUGUAGCUGGUUCUGGUGAUGAAGCUGGUUCUGGUGAUGAAGCUCCUGUUGUGUUCUCUCAGAUGUCUGCUGUCACAACUGUAUCUUCCCUGGCAAGCACAGAGGGACCAUCCACAGUGUCUUCAGAAACGUUCAGCACAAAGAUACCAUCAGUGACAACAGAAUCCCAUGAAACAAUUGACAGUUCAAGGACAACAGCAUAUCCUGCCUCCUCUCUGUACAGCACUGACACGCCCACAAGCCAAUCAAAGACAGCCUCUGUUGCACCAGAAGAUAGUGUAGUUUCAUCUUCAACCCUUGAAGAGGGCCCAGAUGGUCAAACAAUUGACAUGUCCACCCAAGAGACUGUUACUACCACAUCAUCCUCUGUGUUGAGUACAACAGAGCCAGAAAAAGAAGCAGCUGCUGUUAAAAUAUCUACUACUUCUGCUUCUCCCGCCUUUUCCAUUGAAACAGCUACCGCCAUCUCAAGUGAGCAACCAGAACAGACAAGUACAGAUAUGUCUCCAGGCAGUGAGACCUCCGCUGGCACAUCAUCGUCUUUGUUAAGUACUGAGAAACCAAGCAAGUUACCCUCAGGAAAGUCGUCAGUCUCGCCAACAACAGAGAAGACAGAGAUCAGUGCUGAUCUAACAUCUAAAGAUGUAGCUGGUUCUGGUGAUGAAGCUGGUUCUGGUGAUGAAGCUCCUGUUGUGUUCUCUCAGAUGUCUGCUGUCACAACUGUAUCUUCCCUGGCAAGCACAGAGGGACCAUCCACAGUGUCAUCAGAAACUGGAGUGGAUAUUUCAAAUCAGACAGUGAUGCCAUCAACAUAUGUUGCCUCAGAUGUCACAAAAAACAGUUCCAUAACCAGCUCUCAAAGUUCAACAUCACCUGAGGCAUCCGCAGAUUCUAGCGAUGAGAUCGUGGAAUAUGGUGUUAGCAAAGAACCUAUCAUGCUGGAAUAUUCACCUUCCUUCUAUGGAUCAAGCACAGAGGCGGCCACAGCAGUAGUAACUACUCCUUCUGACACAGAAUUUCCAGCAGACCUGACUUCUACGAUAUUUACUGAUGAAUCGUUAAUUAUCUCAACCACCAUUACUUUAUUGUUCACCACAGAGAAACCUGCAGUGACAGCAGCAUCAGAUAUAGCAAUUGAUGGUAUAAAAUCAACCUUGUCCCCACCUUCCUCACUCUAUAGUACAGAGAAACCAGCAUUCACAACAAAACCUCAAGAAAAUGUCUCUACAGAUCAAUCCUCUAUCACAGCAGAGGCUAUUUCCAUUUUUGCAUUAACAGAGGAGGGCUCUGGUGAAGUAACAUCUGAUGGGUCUCCUAAAGACACUGAAACGGAAUCAUCAACAUCAAUGUUCAGCACAAAGAAACCAUCAGUGACAACAGAAUCCCAUGAAACAAUUGACAGUUCACGUACAACAGCAUAUCCAGCCUCCUCUCUGUACAGCACUGACACGCCCACAAGCCAAUCAAAGACUGUCUGUGUUACACCAGAAGAUAGUGUAGUUUCAUCUUCAACCCUUGAAGAGGGCUCAGAUGGUCAAACAAUUGACAUGUCCACCCAAGAGACUGUUACUACCACAUCAUCCUCUUUGUUGAGUACAACGGAGCCAGAAAAAGAAGCAGCUGCUGUUAAAAUAUCUACUACUUCUGCUUCUCCCUCCUUUUCCCCUGAAACAGCUACCGCCAUCUCAAGUGAGCAACCAGAACAGACAAGUACAGAUAUGUCACCAGGCAGUGAGACCUCCGCAGGCACAUCAUCGUCUUUGUUAAGUACUGAAAAACCGACCCUGUUACCCUCAGGAAAGUCGUCAAUCUCGCCAAUCACAGUGAAGACAGAGAUCAGUGCUGAUCUAACAUCUAAAGAUGUAGCUGGUUCUGGUGAUGAAGCUGGUUCUGGUGAUGAAGCUCCUGACGUGUUCUCUCAGAUGUCUGCUGUCACAACUGUAUCUUCCCUUGCAAGCACAGAGGGACCAUCCACAGUGUCAUCAGAAACGUUCAGCACAAAGAAACCAUCAGUGACAACAGAAUUUCAUGAAACAAUUGAUAGUUCAAGGACAACAACAUAUCCAGCCUCCUCUCUGUACAGCACUGACACGCCCACAAGCCAAUCAAAGACAGCCUCUGUUGCACCAGAAGAUAGUGUAGUUUCAUCUUCAACCCUUGAAGAGGGCUCAGAUGGUCAAACAAUUGACAUGUCCACCCAAGAGACUGUUACUACCACAUCGUCCUCUGUGUUGAGUACAACGGAGCCAGAAAAAGAAGCAGCUGCUGUUAAAAUAUCUACUACUUCUGCUUCUCCCUCCUUUUCCACUGAAACAGCUACCGCCAUCUCAAGUGAGCAACCAGAACAGACAAGUACAGAUAUGUCACCAGGCAGUGAGACCUCCGCAGGCACAUCAUCGUCUUUGUUAAGUACUGAAAAACCGACCCUGUUACCCUCAGGAAAGUCGUCAAUCUCGCCAAUCACAGAGAAGACUGAGAUCAGUGCUGAUCUAACAUCUAAAGAUGUAGCUGGUUCUGGUGAUGAAGCUGGUUCUGGUGAUGAAGCUCCUGACGUGUUCUCUCAGAUGUCUGCUGUCACAACUGUAUCUUCCCUUGCAAGCACAGAGGGACCAUCCACAGUGUCAUUAGAAACGUUCAGCACAAAGAAACCAUCAGUGACAACAGAAUUUCAUGAAACAAUUGACAGUUCAAGGACAACAGCAUAUCCAGCCUCCUCUCUGUACAGCACUGACACGCCCACAAGCCAAUCAAAGACAGCCUCUGUUGCACCAGAAGAUAGUUUAGUUUCAUCUUCAACCCUUGAAGAGAGCUCAGAUGGUGAAACAAUUGACAUGUCCACCCAAGAGACUGUUACUACCACAUCAUCCUCUGUGUUGAGUACAACGGAGCCAGAAAAAGAAGCAGCUGCUGUUAAAAUAUCUACUACUUCUGCUUCUCCCUCCUUUUCCACUGAAACAGCUACCGCCAUCUCAAGUGAGCAACCAGAACAGACAAGUACAGAUAUGUCUCCAGGCAGUGAGAACUCCGCUGGCACAUCAUCGUCUUUGUUAAGUACUGAAAAACCGACCAUGUUACCCUCAGGAAAGUCGUCAAUCUCGCCAACAACAGAGAAGACAGAGAUCAGUGCUGAUCUAACAUCUAAAGAUGUAGCUGGUUCUGGUGAUGAAGCUGGUUCCGGUGAUGAAGCUCCUGAAGUGUUCUCUCAGAUGUCUGCUGUCACAACUGUAUCUUCCCUUGCAAGCACAGAGGGACCAUCCACAGUGUCAUCAGAAACGUUCAGCACAAAGAAACCAUCAGUGACAACAGAAUUUCAUGAAACAAUUGACAGUUCAAGGACAACAGCAUAUCCAGCCUCCUCUCUGUACAGCACUGACACGCCCACAAGCCAAUCAAAGACAGCCUCUGUUGCACCAGAAGAUAGUGUAGUUUCAUCUUCAACCCUUGAAGAGAGCUCAGAUGGUCAAACAAUUGACAUGUCCAACCAAGAGACUGUUACUACCACAUCAUCCUCUGUGUUGAGUACAACGGAGCCAGAAAAAGAAGCAGCUGCUGUUAAAAUAUCUACUACUUCUGCUUCUCCCUCCUUUUCCACUGAAGCAGCUACCGCCAUCUCAAGUGAGCAACCAGAACAGACAAGUACAGAUAUGUCUCCAGGCAGUGAGAACUCCGCUGGCACAUCAUCGUCUUUGUUAAGUACUGAAAAACCGACCAUGUUACCCUCAGGAAAGUCGUCAAUCUCGCCAACAACAGAGAAGACAGAGAUCAGUGCUGAUCUAACAUCUAAAGAUGUAGCUGGUUCUGGUGAUGAAGCUGGUUCUGGUGAUGAAGCUCCUGACGUGUUCUCUCAGAUGUCUGCUGUCACAACUGUAUCUUCCCUGGCAAGCACAGAGGGACCAUCCACAGUGUCAUCAGAAACUGUAGUGGAUAUUUCAAAUCAGACAGUGAUGCCAUCAACAUAUGUUGCCUCAGAUGUCACAAAGACCAGUUCCAUAACCAGCUCUCAAAGUUCAACAUCACCUGAGGCAUCCGCAGAUUCUAGCGAUGAGAUCGUGGAAUAUGGUGUUAGCGAAGAACCUAUCAUGCUGGAAUCUUCCCCUUCCUUCUAUGGAUCAAGCACAGAGGCGGCCACAGCAGUACUAACUACUCCUUCUGACACAGAAUUUCCAGCGGACCUGACUUCUAUGAUAUUUACUGAUGAAUCGUUAAUUAUCUCAACCACCAUUUCUUCUUUGUUCACCACAGAGAAACCUGCAGUGACAACAGCAUCAGAUAAAGCAAUUGAUGGUAUAAAAUCAACCUUGUCCUCACUCUAUAGUACAGAGAUACCAGCAUUCACAACAGAACCUCAAGAAAGUGUCUCUAAAGAUCAAUCCUCUAUCACAGCAGAGGCUAGUUCCAUUUUUGCAUCAACAGAGGAGGGCUCUGGUGGGUUAACACCUGAUGGGUCUCCAAAAGAGACUGAAACAGAAUCAUCAACAUCAACGUUCAGCACAAAGAAACCAUCAGUGACAAAAGAAUCCCAUGAAACAAUUGACAGUUCAGGGACAACAGCAUAUCCAGCCUCCUCUCUGUACAGCACUGACACGCCCACAAGCCAAUCAAAGACAGCCUCUGUUACACCAGAAGAUAGUGUAGUUUCAUCUUCAACCCUUGAAGAGAGCUCAGGGGUUGAAACAUCUAAUUUGUCCACACAAGAGACUGUUACUAUCACAUCAACUUCUGUAAAGAGUACAAAGGAGCCAGGACAACAAGCAUCUUCUGUUACAAUAUCCACCACUUCUGCAUCCCCCUCCUUUUCCACUGAAAAAGCUACCGCCUUCUCAAGUGAGCAACCAGAACAGACAAGUACAGAUAUAUCGUCAAGUGAUGACACAUCCAUCAGUAUAGCUACUGUGUUGCCCACAUAUUUGUCCACUGUAACCAGUGUCUCUGCAUCUUCAAUACAGUCAACAGAAGAAGGUCCAAUAGAAACACCUUCAGAGGCUACAAAGGAGGAAACAUCAAUGGACCACACCGUUUCUUCAUCGUCUCCAUCAACAACUCUGCAAACCCGUGGUUAUCCCACAAGAGUCACUUCGACAUUCAUCGACAUGGAGAGUUCCGGGGACUCAUUUGUGGAUGAUGAUCUGGGGAGCACUCCUGAUGGAUCAGGUUCUGAACUACUGAUGGAGACCUUUAUAAAAUCAAAAGUGGGAGUCACUCCUGCCCCAGUUAAGACUGAGAUGGUUGAGCAGAGCACAUCAGCAGUGCCAAGCUUUGCAACAUCAACUUAUUUAAGCACAAAGCCAACCAUGGAUUCAGAAUCAUCAACCCAACCUCCAUACAUUACAAGCACAGAGACUUUAACUGUCACUAUCUCUGUGUCACCAGGUGGAAGCACAGCUGACCACACACAGGAUUUUUUUAUUCAGUCCUCCAAUGUAACAGAUUCAUCUGUCUACACAACUGAGUCAACCACAGAAGUCUUGGCUACAAAUGAGCAUAUUGAUUCAGCCUUCCCAGAAACAAUUACAAGUACUGAUGAGACAGUUUCUAUAACAUCGGCAAAACCUGAAACACAAUCAGAUGGUUCAGGGGACCUAUUAACAGAUGUGUCAUCAAUGUUCAGCACAGUGAUACCAAAAGUAAUAACGUCGUCACAUGAAACAACAACAGGUUCCAUUUCAAAAUCUGAUGUAACAGCAGCUUCUUUCCCCAUCAGCUCUGAAGAAUCAACCACGGACCCUUCAAAUAUGACGAUAUCCAAUUCUGUCUCAUUACGGCCUUUGUUGACUGAUACAUCGAAAUCCACCCUAACCAUUACUUUGAUGGAAGAAAAAAGUUCCAGUUUCCAUCCCCCUGGGGUAUUCACUUCGACUCCAUCAGAAGCCACAGGUGAAACAGAGUAUUUUGUUUCAGUAACACCAGGCUCUGAUGAGAUGGCUACCUCAAAAGAAAGGGAGAUUAUCCGAGCUACAGAAAGCACUGUGAGUUCUGAAACAACACAGACUCCAAGUCAUAGCCGCAUGGACGAAAGUAAUACUUUAGCUGAGCAAACAAGAGACUACUCCCAUCCAACCAUGAUGCCCAAUGCAACCUUAAAGUUAGUCAGUGAUCACAGUUCAAGUGACACCACCAAGUCAAGCUCAAGCAGUGAAUUCACAUCAAUUUCAACCGCUUUCCCCUCUAUUGUUUACCAUUCUGUGACAGACCAACAGAUUCUGAUUAUUAGUCCCACAACCAGCCAAACCAAUGCUGAACUAAGUGAACAGACCCCUACAAUGAUUCUGCAUGGGACCAAACCAUCAGCAAGCACCACUCGCAUAUUCACAGAGGAAGACACAGAUGAGGAUACGAUUUUCUCAACAGUGACAGAUGGCAUGAAACAUGGAAGCCUAGAGCCUGGCCUUAUUACCAAAGAUAAUACUAUCAUCGAUGCAGACACUUUUUCUGUGGUUUCCACCAUUCAGACUGAGGAAGAAGGAGGUUUCACAGCAGUUACGAUGACACCCAUGCUGGAUGGGACAGAAGAGAUAAAAGGUUCUGGAAGGGAUGAGGUAAUUUCUAAAUCCACUCCAGCCACCCUUGAUUCAACAUCAGAAUCCUCUGAAAAUUCCUCUCAUCGUUCAGAAUCAACAAGCAGCUCUGCAGAGAUCAAAAUGGUCCCAACAGAAGAAGAAGAAGGCAGCUCUAGUAGUUCUAGUGAGUCAUCCAGUGCUGAGGCAGUGACAUUUUCGCCACAGAGCACGGGGGAAUCUAAAUUAUUGACUGUGCAAUAUAGCACGUUCCCCACUGCAAGUGCCGACCAAACCACUCAACGAAUGGAUGCUGAUUCUACGAGUGACAGCAUUAACGAUAAGGAGAGUGGGUCUACCACAGAAAUCUCAUCCACUUUGCCUCCUUCUCAAGCUUCAAACGAAUCAGCUGAAAUUGUGACAACAGCAGUGCUUAAAGGUCAAGAUACAACAGCAAAUGCAAAGACUACUGCUUCUUCACUGUUCCGUACUAAGACCCCAAUUGUUUCUGUAUCAGAUAUUACGGGUGAGCCUACUGCCACAGUAAAAGCAGAACAAGGAAGCCUUUCCUCUAUAUCAGAUAUCACAACAGAGGAAAGCUCUGGUCAGCCAAGCACAGCUAUGUUUACAGAAGAACCUUCUUUGUACAGCACAACCAAACCCCUAAAAGAUAUGAACACAGAAGAGGCACUGAGACCCACUGCCUCCCUGCACGCCACGGAGGAACCCACCAUUUCCUCUGGCAAAGAUGUGACCAGCAAAGAUGACUCAUCUGAACAAACCCCACCUAGAACAAUGGUCAAUGAAACAGUGAUGGUGGAACAAGUGCCAAUCCCCACUAUUUCAGCUACUACAAGUGUAGGAGCUGUGUCAUCUCUUUAUAGCACCCAAAAACCAGUUAUCACAUCGAGUCCAGAUUUUACUGAGUACUCUACCUUUUCAGAGACUUCCACAGUGUACACAUAUGCAGUAAAGAUUGAUGAACUGCCUUCCACAAACGUUCCAACUAACGUUACUAAACAGCCAUCAGCGGCAAAUGGCAUUGAUGGUGAGAGCUCCGGUGACAAGGCAAUGGAUACAACCACUAACCAAAACAACAUCUCCAAAUUAUCACCGAAAAUUAUAAUAGAUGGAAAUACUUUAUCCACCUCCACGUCCUCACGUCCUCACAGCACAGAGAAAACACUGACUGAAACAGAAAGAGAUGAAGCUACUAAGGAAUCAACUGAAGAAUCAGUUUCAUCAAUGGAACUUCAUACAGCAUCGUCUCAACAAUGGGUCUCAGUUCCUUCCUCUGCCAUCGCAACAUCAUCAACACCUGUGGACAAAGUUCAAUUUGUCACCACUUUUGUGCCGGUACCUGAAGUAACAUCAUCAGCAGAAUCUUAUCAGCAGGCCAGGUCGGAGAUUACGUUUAUACAUCAUUCCUCAGUCGCUGUCAGCGCAGCGGAAAUAGUUUCGGCUACAACAAUCACAACUAUGGUCUCCAGUGAGAGGACCACCUCCCCUCCUACUGAAAAGGGUGUCACUGCAUCAACAACUGAUAACUCUUUGUUCGAUGACUCAUCCAGCCAGUCAACUGCUACCCUAGAAGUUUCAACUUCCGCAGAAAGCCUCCCUGAAAAACAGGAUGGUGUUGAAAAUACAUCUGAUAAAACUGAAGCAUCGACCAAAGUCCCAAUGACCACCUUCUCUAGUGUGGAUAAAGUUGUGGAUUACAACAGCACAGGGCCUGCUGUGCUUGUAGCCAUAACUGAAAGCGGUAAGACACAUUCUGAAGAGUCCACACUGAGUUUCAAGGAAGUAACAUUGAUUCCGGUUACAUCACAGGAUAACUUAUCAAUACUUGGCCACACAGAGAACCCAAAAGCUGCCCCCAUUUCAGGGAUUUCUGAAUCAGAAGCCUCAGGGGAUGGGACACCUGUUAUCUUCAUCAGAGAGAUGUCCACACUAUCACCUCCGAUGUUGAUGGAAGAAAGUGAAACGGUAACAAGCGGAGGGCAAACUCCUUAUGUGGCACACAUCGAGGAAACUUCUACAAGCUCAGAAGAGGAAGGUUUUACAUCUCAGACGAAAACAGUAGUUACCCCAUUCCCAACCUUGGCCUUGGCUCCCAAUCUGACCAUAGAGGAUAGUAUACAUAGCAUACAUUUGACAGCUGCUACAUCACAGCUUGAUGUCAAUAUUCAGUUUGUCACAACAAGUUCUCCUUUACAACAUCUGACAACCCCUGUAGAAUCCUUUGAACAGGCCAGAUCUGACGACAGCUUAACCCAUGUGCCUUACACCGAUCAUUCCUCUGAGGAUGCACUACUAAGCACAACCAGCCCCCUGUUGCCAAUUCAGAAGACAACCCAGAGUUCAGAGUCAACAGCCAACCCUGUAGAUGGGUCAACUUCAAAAGACAAUUGGACAAUUGAACCUCUAAAAGAAGCCAGCUCAAGUAGCACAGAGAGUGAAUCGUCAACCUCUACCCCGUUUUAUGAAAAAGACCCAGAUUAUGGCAUCCCAGUAGAUUAUGAAGCACCAGACCUCUCCAAGGUUGAAUCGGUCCCGAUUUACCCAGGAGCACCUCCAAGCGCUCUGCCGCAAACUACUCAGAGCCAGUCUGUUAUCUCAGCAGGCAGCGAAAGUGUCUCUGAGGGAAGCACUUCUCAAUCCUCCGUAAUAGCAGGGAGUACCUCUGUUGUGCCUGCAGUGGAUCUGGAGAGUGACAAGGUUGAAGACAAAACUGAGCUAUCGGCUGCCAUCACUAGCCCGCCCUCUAUGAUAAUAACCAAAGCGCCCACUGUUGAGGCCGGUGAAGAAUCCACUAAAGAAAAGCCCUCAGCCGCUCCCGGUGAGAUCAAGACUGUAUUCAAGGCAGAUGUUACCACGAGUUUACCGAUGAUCAGAGAGCCAGGUAUGAGAGAGGAUUCCAUGAGUGUGGACAGAGAAGUGUCUGCCACUACGACCGCAAUCGUGCCUCUGGCUGAGACACAAAGCCUGGAAGACAUAAUCACAUCAUUGCAUACAACACCUUCUUCAUUCUCCAAUGAAAAUGACACAGUGGACCGGGAUGGGACACCCUAUUCACCUCUCUUCAAUGAAGGAUUGCCGAUCAGUGGAGAAGAACCCAGCAACUCUGCUGAAACUGGACUGGACAUAAACCACAGCAUCAUCGGCGAGACUGUUGAAAUUCCAGGUUUUCACUCAUGUGUGAACAACAUUUGUUUGAAUGGCGGUUCGUGCUUCAAGACCGGCAGUACAAUUUCAUGCAGCUGUCCCCCUGGUUACAGUGGAGUCCGUUGUGAAACAGAUAUUGAUGAAUGCCAGUCCAACCCUUGCCGUAACGGUGGUACAUGUGUUGAUGGGGUUGGCUGCCAUACAUGUGUGUGCCUUCCCAGCUACUCCGGCCGUAACUGUGAAGAGGACACUGAAACAUGUGGCUAUGGCUGGCAUAAAUUCCAGGGCCACUGCUACAAGUACUCUCCCCAUAGGAGGAACUGGGACAACGCAGAGCGCGAGUGCAGAAUGCAGGGCGCUCACCUCGCCAGUAUAGUUUCCCACGAGGAGCAGCAGUUUGUCAACCGUCUGGGCCAGGACUACCAGUGGAUCGGCCUGAACGAUAAGGUGUACGACAGCGACUUCCGCUGGACCGACGGCAACCCUCUGCAAUAUGAGAACUGGAGGCCAAAUCAACCGGACAGCUUCUUCUCCGCCGGGGAGGACUGUGUCGUGAUGAUCUGGCACGAGGACGGACAGUGGAACGACGUACCUUGUAACUACCACCUCACCUACACCUGCAAGAAGGGCACAGUGGCCUGUAAUCAGCCCCCUCUUGUGGAGAAUGCACGUACCUUCGGCAAGAUGCAGCCACGCUAUGAAAUCAACAGCCUUGUGAGGUACCAGUGCCAGACCGGCUUCGUUCAGAGACAUGUGCCAAUCAUCCGUUGCCGUGGGGAUGGACGGUGGGAUACGCCCCAAGUAUCCUGCAUGAAUCCCUCAAGUUAUCAGAGGGCCUUCACCAGAAGACAUCAACACACUAGCCUGUACAGUAUCCACAACUUCAAAAGGCCAGAGGAGGCCAUCAACUAUCAACGCCAGCCAAGACACAGGGGGAAAAGAGACAGGACUGGUUACAAGUUGAGGAUGAGGAGACAGUGACCGCCAUUAAACAUGGACUAAACUGCACAUGGCACAUGGUGUGUCAAUAAGAAAUAAUUCCUACAAGAAAAGGACAAGAGAAAUCUCCUCUGUGAAGAUCAGUGGAUGCAAUUUUGGAUGGCAAGUCAAGCCUUUAAGUGCCUUAAGAAGACUUGUUUUUGGAGGUCAUUCGCUUAUAAAAAGGAGAAAAUGCAAAGAUGGAUCCUUUCAGAUGGCUACUGGAAAAGAACAUUCAUUUUUAAUUCUCCAAUGCUGCCACUUUAAGAACUUUAAGCUGAUGCAUUCAUGACCAAAUAAUAAUAAUGUACUUACUUUAUAUUUUAUUUUUUUACAGUGUCUUUCUGAAAUCACCAAAGUAUUCCUUACACAGAUACCAGAAUUCCGCUUUUUUUCUAUAUUGUAGCGCUUAUGUAAUGUGAAGAUCAUAUUGUGGGGAGUAAUGCAAGCAGAGACCUGAAUCCGCUUAAUGAUUGUGUGUACACACGGUCAUCAAAGUACACUUAUCCAGCUGUGUUCUUUGUUUAAAUCAAUUGUGUGGUCUACAAGAGCAGAUCAGUAGAGCAAUCAGCUGAACGACACAGGACAAUACACAGGAAAAUCCUUGGUACAUCUGCAGUUUAUUUGUCAAACUGUGUAAGUUAUUGCAGCAACAGUCUUUCACUGUUUAACGAUUUGUACUAAUACAUCUUAUCCAAGCUUGUGGUUAAACAAAAACGCCAUGCAUUUUUUAAAUGGCAAAUAUCUGUGUUUUCUACAACUUACAAUAUCUGUAAAACUACAUAAUUAUGACCCAAAGACUCUUCUUUUAGGGGCAUAGCUAUGCAUAAUUCCUGUUACCUUUUCCUUGCCUUGUGCUAAUGUCUAUCAACAGUUGAGAGAAUGUAUUUUGUGAAUCAAUAAGACUUGAACCUGAUGCCUGUUAAACCAGAGAUGCUUAUAAUUUAUUUCCAAGCUGCUCAAAACUGUAUGCCUUUACAGAUAAUGUAAUAUUCAGUAACCUGGGCCAGCAGUUCUCUUUGUGCAUACAGAAAAUGUUGACCAGCAAGCAAAAGAGCUUGUGUUUAUGGAAGAUGACAUGCCUGUGAAGAUGAUACUUUACUUAUAAAUACAUUUAAACUAUACAUAAUUUCAUAAAAAGACAACAGUGGAUGAAAGGGUAGGCACCAUCCAUUGUACUUGUAUUCUCACGUUGCAAUGGUGAUGUUGUUUUGUUACAAAAGGAUUUCAGAUUUUUUAUUUUCUGUCUGAGUGUAUGUGUGUGUGUGUGUGUGUGUGUGUGUGUGUGUGUGUGUGUGUGUGUGUGUGUGUGUGUGUGUGUGUGUGUGUGUGUGUGUGUGUGAAUGUGUGUGUUUCUUUCAGCAUUCAAGUGCACAUAAUAGCAUUAUAUAUUUAUACUAUAAAAAAAAAGUAUUUUAAAAUGUGAAUGUCUGGGAUGUUUCUGAAUUGUUUUCGUUUUAUUGUAAGCUUUUCUUUUCUGUUUUCCACCAUUAAAGAAAU
Messenger RNA from Gadus morhua (Atlantic cod), 16813 nucleotides. Its product is annotated as mucin-3A. Lineage: Eukaryota; Metazoa; Chordata; Actinopteri; Gadiformes; Gadidae. Bases 2 to 15316 code for a protein of 5104 amino acids. The transcript has 8 exons. The record is from RefSeq and is a predicted model, not a curated record. Gene Ontology annotation, cellular component: perineuronal net; synapse. Gene Ontology annotation, biological process: skeletal system development; glial cell differentiation; central nervous system development. Gene Ontology annotation, molecular function: calcium ion binding.